AUGCGUACUACCACCUUCUUCGUUCUCUUUCUACUUUCUGCCUUCACCUCGUACCUUCCUUCAAGCACCGCUUUCGAUGUACUAGACAUUAACGGUGACUCUGUUCCCUAUUUUUCUGACGAUUACUUUCUUAUUGCACACGAGCUAAGUAUAAACGGCGGGGGUGGUCUAGACAUUACCCGUACAGGAAACGAAACCUGUCCUUUAUCUGUUAUUCAAAAUACAAAUUCUUCUGAUUAUGGUACACCGAUAAAAUUUAGAGUAGAUCCGUCAGAUUUUCCUGCUCCCGGAGUAUUCAACUAUGUAAAUAUUCAGCUUUCUUCUGAUCUUAAGUGUAGUGGCGCCGCUCCUUCUGACUGGACUGCCUUGUGGGAUGAUGAGAAAGAGAAACUCUAUGUUAAAAUUAAAGGGUACGACAACACUGUAUCGGGUUCAUUUCAAAUUCGGCGCGCUCUUUCUUUGGGCUACAACCUCUUGUUCUGUCCCUCGGGCCCUCGUCCUCGUAAAUGUACCUACCUUGCGGUUGAAGUCGAUGAUGGAGAAAACAGGCGUUUGGUGGUGACUGAGAGUUACGAGAAUCGCUUGGUCGUUAAAUUUAAGAAAUUGGAAGAAGCCCCUGAAAAGUCACGUGCUUAUGACUAA
Vigna umbellata (rice bean) is the source of this 642-nucleotide messenger RNA. Its product is annotated as kunitz-type trypsin inhibitor KTI1-like. Gene Ontology annotation, molecular function: endopeptidase inhibitor activity. Lineage: Eukaryota; Viridiplantae; Streptophyta; Magnoliopsida; Fabales; Fabaceae. The record is from RefSeq and is a predicted model, not a curated record.